This is a messenger RNA of Siniperca chuatsi (mandarin fish), 1348 nucleotides long. It is a transcript of the gene fbxo36b, whose product is annotated as F-box protein 36b. The transcript has 4 exons. The coding region runs from base 92 to 967 and encodes 291 amino acids. Lineage: Eukaryota; Metazoa; Chordata; Actinopteri; Centrarchiformes; Sinipercidae. The record is from RefSeq and is a predicted model, not a curated record. Gene Ontology annotation, molecular function: protein binding.
GUUAAAACUAACUUUCUUCCCGUGUAAUUGGACCUCAAAGUCUUCUCCAACUGAGAAAGCCUUGUUGCCUUGACAACACAGAAACUUUGACAUGGCGUCCCUUUUAACAGACCCGUUGUUUGAAAUCUCUGGACGGGGCCCUCCACCCAAUAACAACUUUUAUUAUUUUGCUGUCACCAAGUCAGAUGUGAUAUGGAGAUGGUGGAAGAUAUCUCUGAGAACUGUAGACAGGAACUCCAAGCCUGGGGAGCUGAGGGAGUCUCACCAGGACUUCUUGGAUGACACUUUGCUGCAUAGUGAGGUCAGCAUGGUUUUCGGUCGUCAAAUCUUGCAGUACGCCAAGGCUUUGUGCCAAGGCUGUUAUGAUUAUCUGGAGCACCUGUCUGACUCCUUACUUCUGCGGAUAAUAAAUUAUCUAGAACUAGAAGAUGUGGGUCAGCUUGGACGAACGUCACGCAGGUUCAGGCAGCUAUGUGGAUCAGAGGAGUUUUGGGAACAGGCAGUGCGGCGGCGCUGCAACACAGUUUCGGCUGAAGUGGCAUCUCUGGCGCUUGAGGUCGGCUGGCGUAGCAUAUUCUUCACCAGCAAGCUACAGCUGCAGAAGCUGAUCAGCCGCAGGAGGCUGAAGACCGAGGAGCCACAGGAAGGACAGGUCUCUGUCCCAGAUACAAAGGCAGAGGAAUCUCCUGAUGAAAGCUCAGAGACAGACCGAACAUCUGGUUUUGAGGAGGAAUCUCACCCUGGCAUUAUCUCAGAUCUAAGCCUUAGCACCGACACCAGCUCUUGCUGUGAUGUUAACCCUGACCCUAACCCCGAACCAGAGGCUGGCUCUGAUUCCAGAGUGCCUGUGCCUGGCCAGUUGUUGGAGGACAUAAAUCACUGUGUGGUGGAAACACCGGUGCAGAACAGUGCACUGAGCAGUGAUAAAGGAGACUGCAGUGCAGAGCCAGACAAAAGACUGAGUUAAUCCUUCUGUCAAAUAUUGCACAAGUCCUGUAUUUCAAGCUUACUGUUAUAUUGAUAUGCCAUUUAUACACCUCCCCCAUCCUAAAAUGAGUUGUGUAUUGAUUAUCUGAAGAAUAUUAUCUUUUAUUUGUCAAAUAUAAAAAAAAAAAAAUCACGUUUGUUUUGAUAUGAUUAUUGAGUUGUCAUUAAUCUACAAGAUAUUUGGGGACAUUUUCAUUGGUAUGUCCAUUGUGCCAUGACUUUUCUGACUUUGUGUACAUUAAUAACAGCAAUACAAAAAUAUAACAGGACAUUGUAGUAGAUAAUAAUUGUUCAUUGUAAUAUACAAGUUGUUAUAUACAAUAUUGUAAGUUGUUGAUUUAAUAUAAAUUUAAUAAGCAAU